AUGAGCAACACGAGAAGAAAAGUCGCCAGCGGCAGCGGCUUCAGGCCAGGAAACACUCUGAAUCGACCGGGUCCUGGUUUGAAUGCUCUGCCAACCGUCAGCUCUCGAGGAGCAAAUGUCUCCAAUAACACGGCCAAACGUCAAAAGACAAAUCACGAAUUCAUGCACGAUGAUACCAACGACAUACCAGAAUAUGCGUUCGGCAAUCGCGGUCUGCAAGGUCUACAAGAACAACAUCCAACGGCGCAAAGACAACCCAGCAUCAUCAGUCUCAACAGUCAGAGCCAGGAAACUCCCAGUCAGAAAACCAAUCCUUUCACGCAUGACGAAGUUCGAAAUGUACAUUCAAAGCUCAAUUAUAGCAAGAAGAAAGGUCGCAAGCCCAAGGCUGGCGGAGCGCUACAGAGCUCGCCACCUCAAGGUGGGACUUUUACCGAUCCCGUUUCUGUGGACGAUAACGACGAUGUUCAGAUUCUCAGUGACCAGCGUAGUCCACCUCGAUCUAUUGACCAAAAAGAGCCUCCUAGGGUAUCUCGCGGCGAGGCCGAUAGGCGCUUCUUGAGAAGAAUUACAGCACAAGAGACCAGAAGCCAUGCGAAGCCUGCCACCCAGGUUCUCGAUCGCAUAGAAGUCGAUCCGCCUCGCUCACCUCUUCUUGCCGAGACGUUCGUGAGAGAUGACGGAGAAUCUGGUCAGGCUCCAGUAUUACAUCAAGCUCAACAGAAAAUCAAAAACAGGAUGCAGUCAACAUCCAAUACUGCUCGACCUUUGCAGAAUCAACAAACUAUCGAGGACUCGAGUGCAGAUGAACUGUCACGAGAACCCGUGGUACAAUCUUCUGCGCGUAAGUCGAAGCAUACUGCAGCUCAGCGAUCGCCGUCUCCGAAUCACAUACCGUCUACCUAUUUCACAAAGGGACGACGUAAAGCCCCCGCAAACAUCACGAUUGCCUUGUCGUCACUUCGCAUGAAGGCUGGCAACUGGGAAGAUCUGUUUAUCAUCUAUUCUUGGGACCACAAGGCCAUGCAGUUCAUCAAGAAUGAUAACAUUCUUUCCAAUGGAGGUGUGACAAUCCAGCUGAGCAGUAAACAUGUUCACACGCUGUUUUGCAGUAGCAAAGAUUCCAAUGAGGCAAUAUUCGGCGGGUGUAAUGACAGUCUUUCAAGCGGCAAAAUUUACUUCGAACUUGCUACCGCGGAGGCAUUCGAUACGUUUUUGGAGGCUGCUAGUCAUAUGAACGAUCGAGCCAAAGUCAGAGAUUUGCCAGUGGACAAAUUUACGCAUGUCCGUGAAGGUUCUGAGACGUUCUUCAGACCAGCAGCCAAUACUGCAGAUCCUGAACUAGAAGCUAUGCGCCUACGACAAGGUACAAACACAGUUCGAGAACGGGCCUUGGCGGCACAGAGAGGCUUCUCGUUGCCCGAAUCCACAGCUCAAACCACCCCAGUAAAGAGGACUCGCGCUAUGAGAUCUGACUUCGCCAAUCAACCAGCUAAAGAAACAGUACAAGACCUUUCUCUGCCGCCACCCACGUCUCGCUUCGAGCAAAGCACGCCCGUGAGAAGCAGCCGAAGACUUCAAAGCAAAGACAGCAGCAAGGCUGUUAUUGUCGCAGAGCCGGAAGUCGAGCGCUGGACUGUGAAGCAUGGUAUUCCCAAGUGGGACGCUCCGCUGACCUACCCUCCUGUUGGUACAAACAGAACGACGAUCGAUGCUGAAGACAUUGCACGACUAGACGAUGGCGAGCUGCUCAACGACAACAUCAUCUCGUUUUGUCUGCGAGAGAUGCAGGAGAAGAACCCAGACCUAAAGGGCAAGGCGCACAUUUUCAACUCUUUCUUCUACGAAACUCUCUCCACUUUGCCAUCAAGGAAGAGAGGGUUUAAUUACGAGGGUGUCAAACGUUGGACGAGAAACAUCGAUCUAUUCAGCCAUUCAUAUGUUGCCGUGCCGAUCAAUACGCAAUAUCACUGGUUUCUCGUCAUCAUCUGCAAUCUCGACAAGCUUGAGCGGAAAUUGAAGCUGGAGGGCCUUGAAGAUAAUGAAGAAGAAGAGCCCGAAGCCGAACCUCAACCAAUUGUCGAGGAGCCCCUACAAUCUCAGUCGACAGUGUCGAACGACAUUGAAAUCCCUGAGUCACCACCCCAAGAUUCCAAAGACGACGGUCUAUCACAGGGAGUGAAGCGCAUCUCCUUAGAUGCAUCACAAGAACAGGAAGAGGACUUGCCUCCUCUUGGCAAGUUGAAGCCCGUUUCGCGCAAGGGUAAAAAACAAGCACCGCCUCUGCCAAAGGUGGACCCAAACACGCCUGCUCUGAUUAUUCUUGACUCUCUCAGUGGCACCCAUACCCAAGAGGUUAAGAAUCUGAAGCAAUACGUCGUCCAUGAAGGUCGCGACAAGCGAGGCUUGGAAUUUGAGUAUACUGAACUCAAAGGCAUGAAUGCUCGUGGUCUGCCUCAGCAAACAAACUUUUGCGACUGUGGUGUUUACCUGAUUGGAUAUAUGGAGGCCUUCCUACGCGAUCCUGCUGAAUUCGUUCGCAAGGUCAUGUCUCGUGAACUUGAUCAUAACAAUGACUUUGCUGACUUUGAUCCAUCAAAGAAACGAGCAGAGAUACGCGAAAAGUUGAUCAAGCUGGAGGAAGAGCAGAGUCUUGCAAAGAAGCAGAGGAAGAAAGAAAAGGCGCGUCUCCAAAAGAUGGCCAACCAAGACAACAGUACCACAAGUCCAGUUCCUAUGCCCAAGCAAAUGAGCUCACCUAUGAAACCCCCUGAGGCGCAAACAGACUCUAGGAUGGUCCAGAGCUCGCCCAUGAAGCCGCCACCACCGCCAAUUCACAAGCUCCGGGAGCCAAGUCCCUACAAGUCAAUUUCGGAUAACUUGGCACCGUCUCACAGAUCCCCACCAGUAGUGGAGCGUUCUGUAGACGAUGAGAUGCUGUUCGACAAUAAUGGCUACACUGAUGAGGAAACCAGCGAGCCUGCCAGACUCGGCAGUCACGACGACUACAGCUUUCGUCAAAAUGACGACCACUACGCUCAGCCUAGCGUCAUCCACUCCCAGAUGAAUUUCAGAAACGAGCUCGAACAAGCAGCUCAACAUGCCUCACAGAGAGUCUACCAAGAGGAAUAG
This is a messenger RNA of Aureobasidium melanogenum CBS 110374, 3132 nucleotides long. Its product is annotated as cysteine proteinase. The record is from RefSeq and is a predicted model, not a curated record. Gene Ontology annotation, cellular component: nucleus; cytoplasm. Bases 1 to 3132 code for a protein of 1043 amino acids. Gene Ontology annotation, molecular function: SUMO-specific endopeptidase activity. The transcript has 3 exons. Lineage: Eukaryota; Fungi; Ascomycota; Dothideomycetes; Dothideales; Saccotheciaceae. Gene Ontology annotation, biological process: protein desumoylation.